Molecule: messenger RNA, 5384 nt
Organism: Carcharodon carcharias (great white shark)
Lineage: Eukaryota; Metazoa; Chordata; Chondrichthyes; Lamniformes; Lamnidae
Product: alpha-tectorin-like
Exons: 14
Biological process (GO): cell-matrix adhesion
Molecular function (GO): protein binding
Source: RefSeq, a predicted model, not a curated record
AUUAUCCCUGCACUUGCGCCACCUGCUGCCGGGAAAGCGACACAACUUUGGGAUCGGUGGCAAUUGCGAAAGUUUUCGAAGCUAUAGACAUUUUACUCAGAGCAGCAAUGAAAGAGCCGAAAAUGAGAUUCAUACUCAUGUGUUAUGAGGAUCACUUCUAUCCAUUUGGCAGAGAAGCCGGAGAUGUCGCCAAUCCGAAACUGGAUGACGGCGGAUCACCGGAAAUUGACAUUUCAACGAAUUUUCCAUUCUUCGAAACAUCUCACAACUCCUUAUAUGUGAACAACAACGGCGUGGUGUCGUUCGGUAGUCGCGUGUCCCAGUACACACCCAACACCUUCCCUCUCCUGGACGGCCGCGCUUUCAUCGCUCCGUUCUGGGGCGAUGUCGACAAUCGAAUUUCAGGAACCAUCUAUUACCGAGACACCAGGGAUGCGAGCCUAUUACGGAGAGCCACGGCCGACAUCAAUAAGUAUGCACCCGGGCUCAGUUUCGAAGCGCAGUGGGUAUUUGUCGCCACUUGGGAUCGAGUUGCUUUCUACGGAUCUCAAACAUCCAAGGUUAACAGCUUUCAGGCGGUGUUGAUCACGGAUGGAUUCCAGUCCUUCAUUAUACUGAACUAUGGAGAUAUCCAAUGGACAACCGGGUUAGCGAGUGGCGGCAACGCUCGCACUGGACUAGGUGGAACAGCGGCACAGGCUGGUUUUAACAGCGGAGGCUCCAAGCAUUAUUUCAGCAUCCCAGGAUCGCAAACACCAGGAAUGGUUGACAUCGAGUCCACAAGCAAUGUGCAAGAACCGGGCCGCUGGGUCUUUAGAACAGACACAUUCCGUGUGAUAGGAGGCUGCAUCUACAGAGGGACAUUUAUUCGGAAAGAUGACACCUUUUGGACAAACUCCACCUGUGAAACCAAAUGUAAAUGCGUCUUGAACAACUCUCUGGAAUGUCAACCUGCUGCAUGCGCUCCUGAUGAACUCUGCCUCUCCUCCGCCUCCUUUUAUUCCUGCAAACCAAUGGCAGUUCAAACGUGCACCAUAUUCGGCGACCCUCAUUACCACACCUUUGAUGGAAAACUCUUCCAUUUCCAAGGCACAUGCACCUACAUCCUAUCUCAGCUGUGCCGUGCUGACGGUCCGCUGCAUUUUUACAGGGUGGAGGCAAAGAAUGAAAACCGGGGAAACCGGGCAGUCUCCUGGGUCAGACAUGUUCGUCUCGUAGUCUAUGGGUCUGAAAUUACAAUGAUCAAUGGAGCCACUGACCAUAUCCUGCUGAAUGGGACUCGAACAUCUCUCCCCAUUGUGAUUGGCAGCGGCCUGAUCCGGAUCGCUCCCAGCGGCUUCACAAUCAUGGCUAGCACGGACUUCGGUUUGAGAGUGAACUUUGAUGGGUCCCAUCACGUCACCAUCUCCCUCCCUGCCAGUUACCACAACGCCACCUGCGGACUGUGUGCCAAUAUGAACGGGGAUCUCUCGGAUGAGUUUCAGCUGCCCAACGGAAUGCUCACCGCGUCCGAAGUGGAGUUCGGGAAGAGUUGGAAAGUCAUUGAAGAUGGACAGCUGUGUGCGGACGAGUGCGGGAGUGAGUGCCGCGUGUGCACAGGAGAACAGGCGGCUUUGUACAGCGGCCCCGAUCACUGCGGCAUCAUUGGCAGCCAGAGCGGCCCCUUCAACAUUUGCCACAGCGGCGUCCAGCCACAGGACUUCAUUCAAAGCUGCGCCUAUGACCUCUGCGCCGAUGGAGGCUCUGUGUCCAGUCUGUGCAAGGCGCUGAGCACCUAUUCAGCCAGGUGCAGGUUACAAGGAGUGCCAAGCAUAGUAUGGAGAAGACCGGGACUGUGUGAAAUGUCCUGCCCGCCGCACAGUCACUAUGAGCCGUGUAGCUCCGCCUGUCCUGCCACCUGCGCCGAUACAAUCGCACCAUUUUAUUGCACCCGGCCCUGUGUGGAAAGCUGUGAAUGCGAUGAUGGCUACAUCCUGAGCGGGGGAAGGUGCGUGGCCCUCAGUCAGUGCGGCUGCUCUUUCCAGGGUCAUUAUUACAGCAGAGGUGAGACGGUCAUCCUGACAGAGAGCUGCAGCAGGAAAUGUACCUGCUGGAACACCACCACUGGUCUGAGCUGUGAAGAUUUCAGGUGCGGGGUACAUGAAGACUGCCGCCUUGUGGACGGAGUGCGUGGCUGCUAUCCGAAAGCUGACGCCACCUGCUGGGCCGCGGGUGACCCGCAUUAUUCCACUUUCGACGGGACAGCUUUUGAUUUCCAAGGAUCUUCCAAAUACACCUUCAGCAGAUACUGCGGAGCGUCUGGAAACCUCACAAUGUUCAACGUUGAGGUGGAGAAGGAUCACCGCGGCUCCCGUGCGGUGUCCUGGACACGUCUAGUUGAGGUGCAGGUGUACGGACAUCAGAUCCAGAUGUUGAGGGGUCAAACCGGCAAAGUUCAGGUGAAUGGCGAGGUCUUUAAUUUACCAGUAAGAUUAGAAUCUGGGAAAAUCCACCUUUUCCAAAGCGGAUCGGCGGCCGUGCUGCAGACGGGAUUUGGUCUCCGGCUCUCCUAUGACUGGAACCAUUUGGCGGUGCUGACAGUUCCGAGGGUCUAUUCCGGCUCUUUGUGCGGAUUAUGCGGAAACUUCAACGGGGACGGGGCUGACGAUUUCGUGUCUCCCAACGGCACCGCGUUCACUGCGGCCUCAGCUUUUGGGAACAGCUGGAGAACCGCAGCUUCGGGCGCUGGGAGCGAGGACCCGCCUGAACCACAGGUCCCCCUGUGCACCGAAGCAGAUCGCAGUGUUUACGCCUCGGAGAGUCAGUGCGGCGUGUUGCGCGAGGCCAGCGGGCCUUUCCGCCAAUGUCAUUCGGUGCUGAGCCCAACAACUGCCUUUGAAAACUGUGUUUUUGAUCUUUGUGCAUUAGCCGGAGACCCCGGGACCCUCUGUCAGGCCAUUGAACCUUAUGCCUGGGAUUGUCAGAGAAGAGCCAUCGCAAUAGGAGAUUGGAGAAAUAGAACCCGCUGUGAAAUGUCCUGCCCGCCGCACAGUCACUAUGAGCCGUGUAGCUCCGCCUGUCCUGCCACUUGCGCCGAUACAAUCGCACCAUUUUAUUGCACCCGGCCCUGUGUGGAAAGCUGUGAAUGCGAUGAUGGCUACAUCCUGAGCGGGGGAAGGUGCGUGGCCCUCAGUCAGUGCGGCUGCUCUUUCCAGGGUCAUUAUUACAGCAGAGGUGAGACGGUCAUCCUGACAGAGAGCUGCAGCAGGAAAUGUACCUGCUGGAACACCACCACUGGUCUGAGCUGUGAAGAUUUCAGGUGCGGGGUACAUGAAGACUGCCGCCUUGUGGACGGAGUGCGUGGCUGCUAUCCGAAAGCUGACGCCACCUGCUGGGCCGCGGGUGACCCGCAUUAUUCCACUUUCGACGGGACAGCUUUUGAUUUCCAAGGAUCUUCCAAAUACACCUUCAGCAGAUACUGCGGAGCGUCUGGAAACCUCACAAUGUUCAACGUUGAGGUGGAGAACGAUCACCGCGGCUCCCGUGCGGUGUCCUGGACACGUCUAGUUGAGGUGCAGGUGUACGGACAUCAGAUCCAGAUGUUGAGGGGUCAAACCGGCAAAGUUCAGGUGAAUGGCGAGGCCUUUAAUUUACCAGUAAGAUUAGAAUCUGGGAAAAUCCACCUUUUCCAAAGCGGAUCGGCGGCCGUGCUGCAGACGGGAUUUGGUCUCCGGCUCUCCUAUGACUGGAACCAUUUGGCGGUGCUGACAGUUCCGAGGGUCUAUUCCGGCUCUUUGUGCGGAUUAUGCGGAAACUUCAACGGGGACGGGGCUGACGAUUUCGUGUCGCCCAACGGCACCGCGUUCACUGCGGCCUCAGCUUUUGGGAACAGCUGGAGAACCGCAGCUUCGGGCGCUGGGAGCGAGGACCCGCCUGAACCACAGGUCCCCCUGUGCACCGAAGCAGAUCGCAGUGUUUACGCCUCGGAGAGUCAGUGCGGCGUGUUGAGCGAGGCCAGCGGGCCUUUCCGCCAAUGUCAUUCGGUGCUGAGCCCAACAACUGCCUUUGAAAACUGUGUUUUUGAUCUUUGUGCAUUAGCCGGAGAGCCCGGGACCCUCUGUCAUGCCAUUGAACCUUAUGCCUGGGAUUGUCAGAGAAGAGCCAUCGCAAUAGGAGAUUGGAGAAAUAGAACCCGCUGUGAAAUGUCCUGCCCGCCGCACAGUCACUAUGAGCCGUGUAGCUCCGCCUGUCCUGCCACCUGCGCCGAUACAAUCGCACCAUUUUCUUGCACCCGGCCCUGUGUGGAAAGCUGUGAAUGCGAUGAUGGCUACAUCCUGAGCGGGGGAAGGUGCGUGGCCCUCAGUCAGUGCGGCUGCUCUUUCCAGGGUCAUUAUUACAGCAGAGGUGAGACGGUCAUCCUGACAGAGAGCUGCAGCAGGAAAUGUACCUGCUGGAACACCACCACUGGUCUGAGCUGUGAAGAUUUCAGGUGCGGGGUACAUGAAGACUGCCGCCUUGUGGACGGAGUGCGUGGCUGCUAUCCGAAAGCUGACGCCACCUGCUGGGCCGCGGGUGACCCGCAUUAUUCCACCUUCGACGGGACAGCUUUUGAUUUCCAAGGAUCUUCCAAAUACACCUUCAGCAGAUACUGCGGAGCGUCUGGAAACCUCACAAUGUUCAACGUUGAGGUGGAGAAGGAUCACCGCGGCUCCCGUGCGGUGUACUGGACACGUCUAGUUGAGGUGCAGGUGUACGGACAUCAGAUCCAGAUGUUGAGGGGUCAAACCGGCAAAGUUCAGGUGAAUGGCGAGGCCUUUAAUUUACCAGUAAGAUUAGAAUCUGGGAAAAUCCACCUUUUCCAAAGCGGAUCGGCGGCCGUGCUGCAGACGGGAUUUGGUCUCCGGCUCUCCUAUGACUGGAACCAUUUGGCGGUGCUGACAAUUCCGAGGGUCUAUUCCGGCUCUUUGUGCGGAUUAUGCGGAAACUUCAACGGGGACGGGGCUGACGAUUUCGUGUCUCCCAACGGCACCGCGUUCACUGCGGCCUCAGCUUUUGGGAACAGCUGGAGAACCGCAGCUUCGGGCGCUGGGAGCGAGGACCCGCCUGAACCACAAGUCCCCCUUUGCACCGAAGCAGAUCGCAGUGUUUACGCCUCGGAGAGUCACUGCGGCUUGUUGAGCGAGGCCAGCGGGCCUUUCCGCCAAUGUCAUUCGGUGCUGAGCCCAACAACUGCCUUUGAAAACUGUGUUUUUGAUCUUUGUGCAUUAGCCGGAGACCCCGGGACCCUCUGUCAUGCCAUUGAACCUUAUGCCUGGGAUUGUCAGAGAAGAGGCAUCGCAAUAGGAGAUUGGAGAAAUAGAACCCGCUGUGGUAAUGAAAUUUGUUUGCAAACCUCAACCGAAUGA